GUUAUCAACUGUUUUCUUAUCCCUGGCAUUAAAAUGAUGUUUCUGAGUUUCUUGGAAGCAGAAGACAAAGAUGGUCUCUUCCCCUGUACUCGGCAGGCACAGUACCUAUCAAGAGCGCUGUCUCCUUACGGCAAGCAUGGCUUGGUUCGCUCCAGUCCAGUAAAAUAUGCCAGAAAAGAUUUUCGGAAUACAUGUAAUGCAUCUAACUCAAACUCAAGUGUCAGUACAUCAGGUACACCAAGAAAACGCUCUGGACUUUCAUGCAGUUGCUCCACUGAUAGUUUUGUGAGCAUUAAUCAUUCCCAGAGGUGUCAAGGAAGCAACUCCAAAGUAUGCAGCAGGGAUCUUCUAGACAGGCACUCUGAAUUCUUUACUGAUAGCCAAAAACCUUUUACUCCACGCACCUUAAUAUCAGAUGCUAAAUCUUUCCUGUCAGAGUACAGGUAUUACACUCCUGCUCGAAGGAAAAGGAAAAAUCACUGCAAGCAGCAUGUGGAAGCUCAAACGCAGACUGAUGUGAUCAGUUUUCCAUCGGAAGACAAAGCGUCUGAGAGAAAAGUUAUGACUGAACAGCAGAAGAUCACAUUGAAGGCUGAAGAUAGAAGAGAUACUGUGGAUGAGCCUGAGAGAGGAAUAGCUGCUUUUCCGUACUCCUUCCUAAGAGAGACAUCGUUGUAUUCUCAGCAGUCUUCAGCAAGGAGGACUAUCGAGGCUGAAGAAGAAGAGCUUUUAUAUUUAGCGUUCAUUGAAGAUGUAACAAAUGAAAUUCUUAGCCUUGGGCUAUUUUCUAACAGAGUUCUGGAACAACUGUUUGAGUGUCAUAUACAAGAAAAUAAGAACCGUUUGGAUGAGAGCAAAAUGCGCCACUUGUUGGAUGUACUGAAAGCAGACCUUGGCUGCAGCCCGGGCAGCGGUACGGAGCAAAUCCAUGCAGGCUGGGAAGCCUUUGACUCGCUGGAUCUGCAAGAGUUUGAUACGAUGGAAAAGCUUGAGUUUACCAGUAAAAGUCAGAGGCAAAGAAAAGCUACAAAAAGUGAAGAAUUCUUUGGGACCAUGGACUUACCAUUAAAGGAACCAAACAAAUGUGAAUCACCUAUAUGCAGGGAAAGUUCAAAGGAGACACAGAGCAAGGAUGACUUUUCAGAAGAUGUCACUGAAACGAUGGCAGCUGGGACAGAGUCUGAUUCUUGUGUGAAAUCUGAAGAAGUCCCAGAUCCUUCACCCUCAUGUGAGGCAAUUUUAAACUUGAUUACUUGUGGCAGUGAUUUGGAAGCCAACAUAGAACUUGAUGAUCUUGAGGAAAGCUUUGCAGAGGCCCUUCAGAUCUCACAUGGCUAUUCAUAA
Fulmarus glacialis (Northern fulmar) is the source of this 1344-nucleotide messenger RNA. It is a transcript of the gene SPATA7, whose product is annotated as spermatogenesis associated 7. The transcript has 8 exons. Gene Ontology annotation, biological process: microtubule cytoskeleton organization; photoreceptor cell maintenance; protein localization to photoreceptor outer segment. NCBI's taxonomy places the organism in Eukaryota, Metazoa, Chordata, Aves, Procellariiformes, Procellariidae. Gene Ontology annotation, cellular component: rod photoreceptor outer segment; axoneme; ciliary basal body. The record is from RefSeq and is a predicted model, not a curated record. The annotation marks the transcript as partial.